This is a messenger RNA of Cheilinus undulatus (humphead wrasse), 8679 nucleotides long. It is a transcript of the gene arid1ab, whose product is annotated as AT rich interactive domain 1Ab (SWI-like). Gene Ontology annotation, molecular function: DNA binding; nucleosome binding. Lineage: Eukaryota; Metazoa; Chordata; Actinopteri; Labriformes; Labridae. Gene Ontology annotation, cellular component: nBAF complex; nucleoplasm; SWI/SNF complex. The transcript is spliced from 20 exons. The coding region runs from base 365 to 7261 and encodes 2298 amino acids. Gene Ontology annotation, biological process: positive regulation of DNA-templated transcription; regulation of transcription by RNA polymerase II; chromatin remodeling. The record is from RefSeq and is a predicted model, not a curated record.
CGGAGCCUCGUGCUGGUUUGGUUGAUUUCUAGCUCGCGCUCUCGUUCUGUAACAGAAGCCCCCCCUCCAACACACGCACACACUCACUAGUGUCGGUGAAAUUCAUUUCCCUGGCUCUGUAUUUAUAUAUUUCUGCUUUUACAAACUUUCCUCUCCUUGUUUUAACUUUAAACCGAGUCGCGGUGGAUUACCGGAUACCGGUCCGGGCGGAGGGCAGCGGGGGGAAUGAACCGGGACGUCGGGUACGUUGUUCUAAAUUUAAUUGUAUUUAUAUUCAAUGGUUUUUAGUUUGACUGUGAGUGAGUCUCCGUGCUGAGAGAGCGAGGCAGAGAAAGAGUGGAGGAGAGAGAGAGAGAGGGAUAUCAUGGCCGCUCAGGUUGCCAGCGUCGCCUCUCUCAACACCAGCCCGCCAUCCGAACUCAAAAAGCCGGAUCGGGACCCCCAGGAGGAGUCGGUACCGGGAGAGAAACAGCAUGAAAAUAAGGAAGCGGGAGCUGACGGCGGAUCUCCUGGACAGAAGGAGCUGCAGGACGGGACCGAUGCUGGAAAUGCUGGGGGAGGAGGGGAUCCUGAUAUGAAGAACGGCAACGGGAAUUUGCCCAGGGUAAAUAAUAAUAACCAGAAUGAUACAGGCGGGCCCGAGGGGAAUAACCAUCCCGGGAUGGGACACCACCACCAGGGUCCCUUUCCUCCUCCUCCUUACGGUUACAACCAGCACUACAGCCGGGCCCCUUUUCAUCAACAUGGCGGACAACAAAGCCCUGGCAUGGCAGCUGCAUCGGGGCCGGGCAUGAUGGACCCUUACCCCCCUAAUUCACACGAACACGGCUACCCAAACCAUUAUAACAACUACUUUCAGAACAGGACUCCUUAUCAGGGCCAAGGAUAUGGGGCCAUGAAUUCCCCUCGUAACAACAGCCAGCCUCCAACACAGCCAGGCAAGCAACAGCCAGCAGGAGGAACCACAGCUAUGGCUGCUUCUUACAAUAAUCAGAGGUAUAACAUGGGAAACCAACAACCUACACCUACGCCUACUUUAAAUCAGCUUUUGACAUCCCCAAGCUCUGCCAGGAGCUACCCGAAUUACCCCCAAGGAGACUAUAACAAUCAGGAAGGGGCCAAUAAGGGACCAGGAGAUAUGGGUAGCAGUCAGUAUGGUGGGGUCCAUCCGGGUUGGCAACAAAGGAUCCACCAUCCGCCUCCCAUGAGCCCGGGAAACACUGGACAAGCUCCAAACAGAAACCAGCCUCCAAGCCCCAUGGACCAGGUAGGGAAGAUGCGAGGCCAGCCAUACGGAGCACCCAACCCGUACUCCCAGCAGCAGCAGCAAGGGCCUCCCACAGGGCCUGGACCCCAACAAGGAGGCUCUUACCCAGGACAGGGCUAUGGACCUCCAGCCCCUCAGAGGUAUCCCAUGGCGAUGCAGGGCCGAACACCUGGAAGCAUGGGCAGCAUGCAGUACGGGCAGCAGAUGUCAACGUAUGGACAACAGGGGCCAGGCAGCUACGGCCAGCAGAGUCAGGGCUACUACGGUCAGCACGGCCCUCCCCCUCACACUGGCCAACAGCAGCCUCCAUACCAAGGCCAACCCCAGGGUAGCUCUGGGACUCCUUACCCCCAGCAGGGCCACCCCACACAACCUCCAGGCCAACAUGGGCAGUCAGGACCCCCCUACCAACAAUCCCAAGGCCCCCACGGUACCACUCCAGGUCAGCCUCCAUACAGCCAGCCCUCACAGUCUCAGCCAGGACAGCCGUACGGCCCUCCCCAGCAGCAGCAACCUCAACAGCAGCAGGGACCAGGUCCUCAGAGUCAGCAAGGUCCACAGGGCCAGCCUGGCUACCCACAACCCCCAGGACCAGGGCAGCAGCCGCCACCGCAACAGCAGCCGCAGCAGCAGCAGCAGCAGCAACAAACACCACAGCAGCAGCAGCAACAAGGGCCCCCACAGCAACAACAACAACAACAACAACAGCAACCAGGGGGGCCACCUCCUCAGGCCCAGCAACCUCCAGGUCAUGGGCAGCAGGGUCAGCCAUCACCCUAUUCCCAGACACCUCCGCUGCAACAACAACAACAACAACAACAACAGCAGCAGCAGCAACAACAACAACAACAGCAACAACAACAACAACAGUCACCAUAUCAGAGGUUCCCACCUCCUCCACAGGAACUCUCCCAGGAUUCAUUUAGCUCCCAGUCCAGCGCUCCUCCUUCCAACCAGCCCAUGGCCUCCAACAAGAGCAGUCAGGAAGACAGCAUGCAGGGCCGGCCCUCAAGUCUGCCGGAUCUUUCGGGCUCCAUUGAUGACCUACCCACUGGUACAGAGGGCGCUCUGAGCCCCGGCGUCAGCACCUCAGGGGUGUCCAGCAGUCAGGGAGAGCAGAGCAAUCCUGCCCAGUCACCCUUCUCUCCGCACACGUCGCCCCACCUCCCGGGCAUACGUGGACCCUCUCCAUCACCUGUGGGUUCCCCUGCCAGCGUCACCCCAUCACGUACCGGCCCCUUAUCCCCUGCUGCUGUGCCAGGUAAUCAAAUGCCUCCCCGGCCGCCCAGCGUCCAGUCGGACAGCAUGAUGCACUCUUCUAUGAACCAGUCAGCGAUGGGCCAGGACAGGGUGUACAUGCGUAACCCUCAGAUGCCUCCUUAUGGGUCCCCUGGACAACCUGGCUCCGCCUUAUCUCCACGCCAGUCUUCAGGAGGUCAGAUACACAGUGGGAUGGGCCCGUAUCCCCAGAACAACUCCAUGGGAAACUACGGGCCUCAGGGCGGCCAGUACGCUCCACAAGGUUACCCCCGGCAGCCAGGCUACACAGGGAUGCCCAAUGCCAACUACCCCAGCGGUCCUGGAAUGGGUGGCUCCAUGAACCCCAUGCCCGGUCAGGGCAGUGGGGCGCCGUACGGAAGUAUCCCACCAGGCAGGAUAGGCCCAGGUCAGAUGGGUGCUCGGCCCUAUGGUCCUGGGAUGGGCUCAAACAUGGGUGGAAUGCCCCCUCAGGUUGGGUCUGGGAUGUGCCCUCCUCCUGGCAUGAACAGGAAGGACGGUGGCCCCUCCAUGCACCAUGGACCGACAAACUCAAUACACAACAGGCCACCUGGCUACCCUAACAUGUCGCAGGGCAUGAUGGGAGCAGGCUCUCCAUACGGCCCUGGCAUGAACAGCAUGCACAGUAUGAUGAACCAGGGAGGGCCGGGACCGUACCCAAUGGGAGCAAAUAUGGCUAACAACACACCUGGUAUGGCUCCCAGUUCAGAUUUUGGCAUGGACAAAAUGACCCCUGCCCAGAAGAUGAACAACAAAGUGGACGGGACUCCCAAGCCAGAAUCCAAAAAGAAGUCAAGUUCUUCCACCAUCACCAACGAGAAGAUCACUCGUCUGUACGAGCUCGGCCCAGAGCCAGAGAGGAAGAUGUGGGUGGAUCGAUUCCUGGCCUUCGCUGAGGAAAAGGCCAUGGGCAUGAACAACCUGCCCGCGGUGGGUCGCAAACCUCUCGAUCUCUUCAGGCUCUACGUGUCUGUCAAAGAGAUCGGUGGCCUCACACAGGUGAACAAGAACAAGAAGUGGAGGGAGCUGGCCACUAACCUGAACGUGGGCACGUCGAGCAGUGCGGCCAGUUCGCUCAAGAAGCAGUACAUCCAGUGUUUGUACGCCUUCGAGUGCAAGAUCGAGCGUGGCGAGGACCCACCCCCAGACUUCUUCAAUACAGACACCAAAAAGACCCAGCCCAAGAUCCAGCCUCCCAGCCCAGCUGGUUCUGGAUCCCUGCAAGGACCCCAGACUCCUCAGUCUACCAGUAGUUCCAUGGCAGAGGGGGGAGACCUGAAGCCCCCUACCCCAGCCUCCACCCCGCACACGCAAAUGCCUCCAAUGCCCGGUGUCAGGAGUAGCGUUAACCUGCAGGACCCCUUUGCUGAUGGCGGUGACCCUGCAUUUUCUAGAAGGAACGCCAUGACUCCCAACUCACAAGGCUACCAGCCUGGGAUGGGCGGCCCAGAGAUGAUGGGUCGAAUGGGUCCCUAUGAGUCCAAUAAGGACCCUUUCGGUGGUAUGAGGAAAGCUGGAGAGCAGUUCAUGCAGCCGGGCCCCAACAGUGGGAUGGGAGAGCAGUAUAACAGGGGCCCACCGGGGCCAAUGGGCAACAUGCAGAUGGGCCAGAGGCAACAGUACCCUUACGGAUAUGAACGAAGACAGGAGCCUGGCAUGGGUCCUGACGGCAGUAUGGGCCCAGGAGCCCCUCAGCCCAACAUGAUGCCUUCUGGAGCCGACACAGGGAUGUACUCACCCAGCCGCCCUCCUCCACAGCAACGGCAUGACUCCUAUACCAAUCAGUUCCCUGGCCAAGGAGCUCCCCCUGGUGGCCCGUACCCAAAUCAACAGCCAGGAAUGUAUCCACAGCAGCAGCCGAACUACAAGCGUCCUGUCGAUGGAGGGUACGGUCCUCCAGCCAAGCGCCAUGAGGGAGAAAUGUACAACGUCCCCUACAGUGGUCAACAGCAGCCAGGACCCCAGGCAUCUGGGCCUCAGGGUCAACAGGACAUGUAUAAUCAGUAUAACACGUAUCCUGGAGGGGACCGUAGACCACCCGGCCCUCAGAACCAGUUCCCCUUCCCCUUCAGCCGGGAACGAGGACCAACAUCUGCAGGCCCCAACUCACAGUCCCCAAUGCCUCCUCAAAUGAUGGCCAGCUCCCUGCCUUCAGGUCCUGAUGGCCCCCAGGGCCCGAUGUGGCAGGGCCGCAACGAGAUGGGCUACCCAAACUACCCCAACCGACAGGGACCUCCUGUACCAGGCCAGGGCCCGGGGUAUCACGGCAUGAACCGUUCUGAAGACAUGAUGUCAUCAGACCAGCGGAUGAACCAUGAGGGGCAGUGGCCCGGCCACGUCAACCAGCGACAGCCGCCGUUUGGACCGGGAGGUUCAGGACCCCCCAUGACCAGACCCCUGCCAUCCACCUACCAGACUUCCCAGAACCACAUUCCUCAGGUGUCGAGCCCAGCACCCAUGCCCCGGCCCAUGGAGAGCAGGACAUCACCCAGCAAGUCCCCUUACAUGCACCCAGGCAUUAAAGUGCAGAAAGCCGGGCCCCCAGUACCCGCAUCUCACAUCGGCCAGGCCCCCGUGCAGCAACCCAUGAUCAGGCGAGAUGUGGCCUUCCCUCCUGGCUCUGUAGAAGCCAGCCAACCCCACCUGAAGCCCCGCAGACGGCUCACCAUGAAAGACAUCGGUACUCCUGAGGCUUGGAGAGUCAUGAUGUCACUAAAGUCGGGUUUACUAGCUGAAAGCACCUGGGCCUUGGACACUGUUAACAUUUUACUGUAUGAUGAUAACAGCAUCUCUACUUUUAACCUGUGCCAGCUGCCUGGAUUCCUGGAGUUGGUGGUGGAGUACUUCAGACGCUGCCUCAUUGAGAUCUUUGGCAUCUUGAAGGAGUACGAAGUAGGAGACCAUGGCCAACGUACCCUCAUAGAUCCCAACGCCGCUGAGGACUCUGAUGAUGACAUGCCUCUGCCUGAGGGCAUGGACAUGGAUCUGGACGAAGACGAUGAGGAAGAUGAGGAGGUAGAGGAAUCGAAGUCUAAUCCUGACAGCCUGUCACUGGUCCAGGUCAAGGAGGAGGAUGAGAGCUCACAGAAACACAAGACCGCAGAGGAUGAGGAAGAGGAGAAGGACAGGGAGUCUUCUAUCAAGGAACCCAAUACCUCUACCUCAGGGGCCACCCAGGACCUCCACUCUGAAAAGCCCAAACAGGCAAGCAAGUUUGAUAAACUCCCCAUUAAGGUUGUGAGGAAGAAGAAUCCUUUCCUGGCAAACCACUCGUCCAAGCUUGGGCAGCGGCAGAGCUUCGACAGCGGCCUGAUACACUGGAGCAUUGGUGGUGGUGACACUACUGAACACAUCCAGACCCACUUUGAGAGCCGGAUGGAGGUUCUGAAGCAGCGGAAACACACGCUGACGCCACCUGAGAGCCGCAAGAAGGUGCAGGUGACUGAGACUGUCACAGAGAACUCUGAGAAAUCCAUUAAUGGGGAGGAGAAACCUCAGCAGCAGCCAGCGCAGUCCUCUGAACCUCCAGCAGAGAAGACCCCACCUCCCCUUCCCAUCGGUGCUCCGGUCACUGCCACCAUCGACGAUGUGCUAUCUGCUCGGCCAGGGUCGGUAACAGAGGAGGUCGUCCGUGGAGGCGCUGAAGAGCAGAAGGAGAAUGGCAAGUACUUAUUCAGCAUCAACCCUGACCUCCAGAGCCGACGCAACAUCAAAAUUCUGGAGGAUGAGCCUCACAGCAAAGACGAAACGCCACUCAGCACUCUGUCGGACUGGCAGGACUCGCUUGCCCGGCGCUGCAUCUGUGUUUCCAACAUCGUUCGCAGCCUCUCCUUCGUUCCUGGGAAUGACUUGGAGAUGUCGAAACACCCAGGUCUUCUGCUGCUCCUGGGCCGCCUGGUACUGCUCCACCACAGGCAUCCUGAACGCAAGCAGGCGCCCGUCACCUACGAGAAGGAGGAGGAGGAGGAUGAAGGCGUAAGCUGUGAGAGAGACGAGUGGUGGUGGGACUGCCUGGAGGUCCUACGGGAGAACUGCCUGGUGACUCUGGCCAACAUCUCCGGCCAGCUGGACCUUUCCAUCUACUCGGAGAGUAUAUGCCUGCCGCUGCUUGACGGCCUGCUCCACUGGGCAGUCUGCCCCUCAGCGGAGGCCCUGGACCCCUUCCCUACACUGGGGCCCCACGGCUCACUGUCCCCUCAGAGACUGGUCCUUGAGACCCUCAGCAAGCUCAGCAUCCAGGACAACAACGUCGACCUCAUUCUGGCAACGCCGCCGUUCAGCCGCUUGGAGAAGCUUUACGGCUCAUUAGUGCGUCUGGUUGGUGAACGAAAGGUGGCCGUUUGCCGGGAAAUGGCUGUUGUCCUGUUGGCUAACUUGGCGCAGGGUGAUAGCUUAGCAGCGCGGGCUAUUGCUGUGCAGAAAGGCAGCGUGGGUAACCUAUUAGGCUUCCUGGAGGACAGCCUAGCUGCCACUCAGUACCAGCAGAGCCAGAGCUCCUUGCUACAGAUGCAGGGCGGGCCUCAGUUUGAGCCCACAAGUGUGGACAUGAUGCGGCGAGCAGCCCGUGCGCUGCACGCCCUGGCUAAGGUGGAGGAAAACCACUCAGAGUUCACUUUGUACGAGUCGAGGCUACUGGACAUCUCAGUGUCCCCACUUAUGAACUCAAUGGUGUCCCAAGUGAUCUGUGACGUACUGUUUCUGAUUGGCCAGUCAUGACAGCCGUGGGGAGGUUUCAGCCCCGCCUCUUCCUGUUCCCAGUCACAGCCCCGCCCUCCUUUUUUUGUAUGUGUGUGAGUCUGUUGCGUGUGAGUGAAAAGAGCAAAACUGACUGUCCUUUCUUUCUUUAUUUAAUUUUUUUUUUUUUUUUUUUUUUUUUUUUUUAAUUUAUGCAAAAUCACCUCGGAUUCCACUGUCUUUCUACCCCUGCUUCUCACUAAAGGAAGGAAUACCAUGAAGUAGCUGUGGAUUUAAAGCAUCUGACAGAGAGAUACUGACAAAGAAGAGCAGAUUGGGACCCAGGCAUAGGACAGAGUGCGCUGCCCUGCAGAAAUGACUUGUUUUUUAAUGAAAAGGAAAAAAAAUCUCCAGAAAAAAAGAAGAAACUGUAACCAAAGUUGCUGUCUCGUUUACAGUGAGUUUGGGGGAUACAUGUGCUCGCUUUCUCCCUCGGGGGUUUGACGGGGGAAGAGGGCACGGACUAAACAAUAUUAUGGUUCAUGUUUGGAGGCUACAUAGACUCACAGACUGUGGUGUGGUAUAAUUGCUGUAACUUUGGAUGCUAUAUACUCAGCCCCACAGGAACCACAUUAUUGGCUGUGAACAGACAUCUGUCAUGGGAGGCCUGUGCAGUAGAUUGUAGGACUUUUUUCUGUACUGUACACCUUAAAAACUGUAAACAUACUGUAAUAAUACUGUUUCACACUGAGAUACGCUGGCUUGGCAGCAAACUGUAGUUUUUAAAGACAGUUUUAGUUAAUGUCAAGAGAGAAAAAGGCUUUCCCCCCAAAGUAUGGUGAACCUACAACACCCCGACCUCUUCUCUUUGUCCCUUGAUUGUAUGACUUGACCCUUAUAUUAAAAAGUCACCUCUUUAGGACUGGUCCUCAACUCUAGAUGCAGUCCAAGCUGCAGUGUAUAUAUAAUGUUGUACAUUACACUUCUCUCUUUCUCUCAACUUCUGUUGCUCUUCACCGUUUUUAAUCUUUGACAAUUACAAGUUUCCCCGCAUCGAGUACGCCACCCUCUCCGUUACUUAGGCGCCUCACCGGGGGGCGUUUAGCUGCUGUCCAACGCCACCCCCCUCCCAACAAACACAACUUCAAGUUUCAGUUUGUCUCCGGUCUGGGUGUAGACAGUAUAACAAGAAUCAUGUCUGCGGUUCCAUCUGAGCUUCUUCAUAAAUGACAAACUAGAUCUUGAUGAAGAAACCGUUUUAAUUUUGUUUAUUUUGUUUAUUUUUUCCAGUGAUGCGGAUUCUGCAUAUUUGUAUUUCAGAUGAUGUAGCUAAAACUUGAUGUAAAUUCCUCUUUUUUCCUUUUUUGGCUUAAUGAAUAUCAUUUAUUCAGUAUGAAAUCUUUAUACUAUAUGUUCCACGUGUUAAGAAUAAAUGUACAUUAAAUCUUCGUAAGACGUUU